GAUGACAAGAAAAGCAAGCUGGCGCGGCAGGACACCAUGCAUCAUUGCAUGCUCCCUCUCUUGCUGGAGGAGCCGAGGCCCAGGGGACUCCUCGGCUCAGGAUUUCCGGUUCCGAAAUCGUGGAAUCACCCUGCAAAGCUGGUGCAGGGUCCCAAACGUUGUGCGUUCUGCAAGCCGUGCAGUAGUUUCGCCAAGGAGGCGACUUGGCCGUUCCUGCUGCAGGCUGCAGAAAAGUGUCCAUUCGACAGAGCUUCUUGCGGGGAAGGAAAUUGCAGCUCUGUACGAAAAAGCGUGAGCUGCAAUGGCGCAGAAAGGCGUGUCUUGGGUGCUGCUCUGCAGUACCAUUGGAGUCCUGCUUGGUUGCCUUGCUGGCUCGGGCGCUGCCCAAGGUCCCGCGGCCGCCCCAAAUGCCAAUGCGCCUGCGGCAGCUCAGGCUCCAGUUGCUGGCACGCAGAUUACCCUGGCUGUACCCCCCCUGUCACAGAUCUGUCCCGACUCUUUGAACGUGACCAUUGCGGGUCCCACCAUCGUCGACAGUCCGACCCCCUUCACGGCCGUGCCUGGUUCGUGGCAGCCUCUCAAUGGCGGGGAGACUCUGUCGGUUGGCGGGAACGGAUCGUACAUUGCCGUCGGGGGCCGUACAAAGCCGUCCGACGGAGUUUCGAUCAAUGUCUCCGGGAUGCAGAUUGGCACGCUGUACAAGCUUGGCGCAUACGUCAAAAUUGUGGGCUCAACUAAGGAGAAGAUCCGGAUGAGGUUCAACUACAACGACAUUGAUUUCAAGUGUGCGGCGAUGGUUUCCGUGGUUUACUCCGACUGCUACACGCUCGUCCUGGGAGGCAUGACCGGACCCUCUUACAACGGGCCUCUGACCGACGUCAAGGUGGAGAUCACCGGGAAUGCCCUGCCAGGAAACCAGACGACAAACACGACGUCGCCCCCUUACGAGAUUGACAUUUACAGCAUUGCGGUUGUGGGAGUGAACCGGUCGAGCUGGUUGGCCGAUGUUCGGCAGAGGACAGACUAUGUGCGAAAGCGCGACGUCGUCAUCACAGUCGUGGAUGCCGCCGGUAACCCUGUUCCUAACGCAACCUUGGCUAUCAACCAGACCCAGCAAACGUUCCCCUUCGGAGACGAUCUCCAAGACGUUGCCUACACCAACGCGCAAUACCGCGAAUGGUUUGCCGGCAAGUGGGGAAACGGCUACUCCUGGACCGCUUAUGCGGAUGCGCUCAAGUGGUACUCUAUGCAGCCAAGCCAGGACAAUCUGACGUACACCAAACUCGUCGCCCUCCAAGAAUACGCCAACAACAACUCCAUCUCCGUCCGUGGUCACACCGUGUUCUGGGAUGACGUCGGCACGCUGCAGCCGUGGCUGACGUCAAUCACCGACCCGGUGCAGCUCUUCAGCUACAUGACGGCCCGCGCGAAUGACGUCGUCACGCCGUUCAAGAACUCGAUCAAACAAUGGGACCCUGCCAACGAGAUCAUUCACAAGCGCUACUUCAACGAGAAGCUCGGGUUCGACGUGCGUCCGUGGUACUUCAACGUGACCAAGUCCCUGGACCCGACAGCUGUCACGUUCCUGAGCGAUUACAACAUGGUCGAGGCGUGUGACGACAGCACGGUGUGGCCAGAGGCAGCCAUGGACUUCGUGACGUAUCUGCGGCAACAGGGAGGCCCAGUCAGUGCCUUUGCCGCUCAAGGCCAGUUCACACAGAUCCAACCCUACGUCUUCCGCUACGGACUGGACAAGCUUGGACAGUUCGGCAUCCCCAUCUGGAUGACUGAGAUCAACCUCAGGUUGACAGUGGAACCCUACUCAGAGCAACUGCAAAGGGAUUCAUUGGAGCUGAUCUGGAGAGAAGCGUUCGCCCACCCGGCUGUCAAGGGAAUGUUGCUGUCCCAAACCUGGAACGGCGAGGACGACUGGGAACAGAAUAACGGCACGUGUUCCGGAAAUAAGUGCCUAUACAACCUGGACUUCUCCCCCCGCCUCGCGGGCCAGCUGUGGGAGGACCUGUAUUACCGUGAGUGGAGGACGCAAAACGUGACGGGAACUACCGACGCCAACGGCCAGUUUGGAUUCCGUGGGUACGCCGGCGAAUACAGCAUCGUGGUGAACGGUUCCGGAAACGCCACCUACCGGUACCAAAGCUCGUCAGAGUUCAUCGUCCAACCCGUCAAUACCACCACCGACCCGAGCAACUAUCUAUUCAAGCUGACGACCCCUUACGUCACCUUGCUCAACGGCUCCGUCGCCGCCAACGGCACCGGGCCGGCAUCCAACGUCACCGACGUAUUCACACCCACGCCAUUUUACAAUAUCAGCUCCACGCUCCAAGCCACCACUCCCUAUAUCAACAUCGCCCAGGGGUCCGACAACAUCGCCGGAAACUUGGCCCAUGUCGAGAAGCCCCCGACUGGUAAUGCGUCCAACUUUAGGAUCGUGCCCGGCUCGGCUCAGCAAAUGGUGCAGGUCGUGGCGCCCCUCGUCGCGAUCGGGGGACCCGUCCCGGUUAGCACGGUUAACCCGCCGACGCUCCCGCCUAACGCGAUCGGUCCCAUCCCCAACGGCGCGAGCGCGCCGAGCCCCGGUCAGAGCGCCGCUCAGGGCGCAGCGGCCCCGUCACCGGCUUAAGUUAUGACGUGGCGAUAUGACGUGGCUAGUCGGUCACGUGGACUACUUGCCACAGGAACGAAGGUUUUGAUAAGCCACGAGAAACAAGGUUUCGUCAUGCGGCGCGCGAGAGAUUGUAGGCAUGUGAAGGUUUGAGCUGUAAAGCGCGGCUUUGUAGAAGGUGGUUUUAUUGUGAACUAAGAGAGGUUUGAGGCAAUGCGUGCAAGCGUUUUGAUAGCUACAGUAGUCAUGCUAAGUUCGUUCAGGACGACUGAUUCAGGACUGAAGUCACCUCAUGGGCCGCCGCGCGCAUACAGGACCUCACGCUUCGCUAAUAGGAAGGUAAAACCAGUUGAAGCUACACGCUCGGCCUGGCACGAGCCAUGUACAUGGAGAUUCUCGAACCGUCCCCAAUAACAUGCACGGUCAAUGUUGAAUUGUCUUCUGCAUGGUCAGUCUGAUGGAAUCAAGCAUACUCUUUGUAUUAACCUGCUUAAUUGUGCCUCGCGAG
This is a messenger RNA of Klebsormidium nitens, 3131 nucleotides long. The record is from the annotation of a GenBank genome assembly. Lineage: Eukaryota; Viridiplantae; Streptophyta; Klebsormidiophyceae; Klebsormidiales; Klebsormidiaceae.